UCGCUCCGCUAGGUUUUAGCAGACCUACAGAAAGUGAAUGAAGAAGUUUGGGCAAUUGGAAAUUCAUCGGAGCUUUGAUCGUUACUUAGAAGGGAAACAUCAAUGAGACAAUGCAUUCAAGAUCUUCUUCUUCGCCUUCGUUUUCCUAUUCCCAUUCUCUUAUUCACCGCCUUCGCUCGUUAGCCUCUCCGACGCUCCCUUUUUUUCACCUUCUUUUUUCUGUAUACAUACCUCCAUGUCCAGACUUUUGACAUUUGCAAAUAUUAGGAAAGCUGCAGCAUCUGCCACUUCAAACCCAACUAGGAGCCAUUCAGAAUUUAGCAAGUAUGGAACAGUCGUUGCUAUGGGGCUGCGAUUACCUCAGUAUAGAGUAUACUCCCAUUUUAGGUUCAACAUUGGAGGACUGGCUCCAUUGUUUUUGCAUAAUGCCAAGGAAGAGAUAUCUCGAGGUUCUUUUUCUAGGUACUGUUUGUUCCUUUCUGCAAGUAAUGCUGUGACUCAUAAUGCCCAAGUUGCUUGGAAAAAGCUCAGGCGAAAAUGUUCUUCUGGUUGUCAUACGCUCCCCUGCAUGAGCAGGAUUGCUCAAGCAGUCAGCUUGGCUUUGUUUCGCUCACAUUUGAUAGUUCCUGGUAUUUUUGGAUUGGGAUGCGGACAAUUGGCAUUGGCACUGGCACAGAGGAAGGUAGUAGAGACAGAUUAUUUCCCAUCACCGAAUUCUUUGUAUAUGCGUGCACAGGAUGGGCAUGCGUUUGUUUCAUCUAUACUACUUUCAGUGAUGGAAGUUGUUAUCUUGUUAGUGAGGGCUCUGUAUCUUGGUGUUUUGUUCUCUCCGAGCAUAAUAAUGGCACCAUUUGCCAACUCUUGUGGCCUCCAGUUCAGGAAAAUGUGGCUUGAGGUUGUGCAUCGCACACUUGAAACAGCAGGUCCAGCAUUCAUAAAAUGGGGUCAAUGGGCAGCAACACGACCUGAUCUCUUCCCUAAAGAUCUAUGCACCAAGCUUUCAGAGCUUCACAGCAAAGCUCCUGAACACAGCUUUGCCUACACAAAGAAAACUAUUGAGAGAGCAUUUGGACGCAAGCUUUCUGAAAUUUUUGAAGGCUUUGAAGAAGAACCUGUGGCUUCUGGAAGUAUAGCUCAGAUACACCGGGCUUUUUUGAGGUUCCGCUAUCCUGGUAAACGGGUCAAGCCCAUGUUAGUUGCGGUAAAGGUUAGACAUCCUGGUGUUGGUGAAUCAAUUAGGAGAGAUUUUAUUAUUAUCAACUCUGUGGCAAAAUUAUCAAAGUUCAUUCCAACUCUUAACUGGUUGAGAUUGGAUGAAAGCGUCCAGCAGUUUGCUGUUUUCAUGAUGUCUCAAGUUGAUCUUGCCAGGGAAGCGGCCAAUUUGAACCGUUUUAUAUAUAAUUUCCGAAGCUGGAAAGAUGUCUCUUUUCCUAAGCCAGUGUAUCCACUUGUGCACCCUGCUGUUUUAGUGGAAACAUAUGAACAAGGGGAAAGCGUUGCACACUAUGUCGAUGGAUUUGAAGGACCUGAAAGGAUUAAGACCAAGCUUGCUCAUAUUGGAACUCAUGCACUUUUAAAGAUGCUUUUGGUGGACAACUUUAUUCAUGCUGACAUGCAUCCUGGAAAUAUCCUUGUUCGAGUGUCUCAGCGCAAGUCUUCUCGAAAACAACUCUUUAAAUCAAAGCCUCAUGUCAUUUUCCUUGAUGUAGGCAUGACUGCUGAACUUUCUAAGAGUGAUCGUUUAAAUUUAUUGGAAUUUUUUAAGGCUGUUGCCCGAAGAGAUGGCCUGACCGCUGCUGAGAGUACACUUAGAUUAUCACAUCGACAAAACUGCCCAAACCCAAAGGCUUUUAUUGAGGAAGUAGAUGAAGCAUUCACUUUUUGGGGUACUCCAGAGGGUGAUCUAGUCCAUCCGGCCGAAUGCAUGGAACAACUGCUUGAGAAAGCAAGGCGUCAUAAAGUCAAUAUUGAUGGCAACGUAUGCACUGUGUUGGUCACAAUGUUGGUUCUUGAGGGUUGGCAAAGGAAACUUGAUCCCGAAUAUAACGUGAUGCAAACGCUACAAACAUUGCUACUCAAAGCAGACUGGGCAAAAUCUCUUUCCUACACCAUUGAUGGCCUGAUGGCUCCAUGAAACAUGCAUGACGCCUCGCUCUCGAGAUGGUAAGGUUCACGUUUUGCUGUUUCUAGGAAACAAUUUUUGAUAGAGCCAAGACACUAGAAUAUAUACCAGUGUGGAAAAGCAUAUCAUCAUUUCAUCUUGAAAAUUUUGAGCUAAUCUGAAGUUUCAUUCCUUUAGUGUAAUUACUUGCUACUUUCAACAAUGACUCACAAAACAAAAACAGGGGAAAAGAGGAAAUAAAGUGAAAAAAAAAAACUAUUCUUUUCCU
This is a messenger RNA of Hibiscus syriacus, 2390 nucleotides long. RefSeq names its product probable serine/threonine-protein kinase abkC. The transcript is spliced from 5 exons. The coding region runs from base 236 to 2134 and encodes 632 amino acids. The record is from RefSeq and is a predicted model, not a curated record. NCBI's taxonomy places the organism in Eukaryota, Viridiplantae, Streptophyta, Magnoliopsida, Malvales, Malvaceae.